Eucalyptus grandis is the source of this 1278-nucleotide messenger RNA. RefSeq names its product protein DEHYDRATION-INDUCED 19 homolog 6. Lineage: Eukaryota; Viridiplantae; Streptophyta; Magnoliopsida; Myrtales; Myrtaceae. The record is from RefSeq and is a predicted model, not a curated record. The transcript is spliced from 5 exons. Bases 405 to 1040 code for a protein of 211 amino acids.
ACCUCGCCGUGGAGAAGAAGGAGACAAAGUUGGUAGGAUAAGCAGAGCAGACCUCCAUCGAUCAACGGGUCAAGACUUACAGGGGAAAAAAAGGAAUAAAAAAAAGGCAUUUCGCCACCGCGCCACGUGUCGGCUUUCUAUUCAGCUGGUGAGGUUCAGAGAAGAAGCCUCCCCUCGUCUUCUUAAGAGGGAAGUUAGCAAUAAAAGGAGGAGAGUGAUAUCAAAUUCAAUACCACCACACACGCUCGUUCCUCCUCAGCUGAUCGAUAAUCGAAAGGUAGCGCCUUUCUCUUCUCUCGUCCCUUCUCUCCCCGAAUCACCGACGACCCAUUUCCCCGCUCCUCCGGAACCCGACGUGUCCCGGCGAGACGAGGCCCGACAGCAUUCGCCGGAGAGCUGAAGAUAUGGACGUUGACUUCUGGUCUUCCCGCGUCUUCCGCUCCUCCAGGCACUUCUCUGCCGUCCACGCUUCUGGGCUUUAUUAUGAUAAUCACAUAGUAUUCGAUGAUUCAGAAGGAGAUGACGACUUCAAGGCUCUCUUUCCCUGCCCCUUCUGUUACGAGGAAAUUGAUGUUAAUAAUCUCUGCAGACACUUGCAGAAUGAACACUGCUUCAAUUUGAAUGAUGCGGUCUGCCCUCUCUGUGCGGCAAAUUUAGGAAAAGAUGCCACCAGACAUUUUAUAGAACACCAUACUAGUUCAUUAAAGAGGAGGAGACGAUCCAAUAGGUCUGGAUUCUCGCCUUUUAGCUCAGCGUCUCUCAGCAGGGAGCUUAGCUCGUUUCUUGGGUCUUCAGCGCAUGACCAUGUCAAGGGAAAUGUAUCUGAGGCGACACCUGAUCCGCUCCUCACACCUUUUCUACAUAAUUUACCAUUCUCAAAUCCCAAUCAAGCUCAGCAAGAGGAUGCUUCCUCUGUGGAUUCACCAGCUACUUCUGAUGCAAAAAGCCCUUCAUCGGACGAAGGUGAGGGACAAGACCAUGGAACAAGAAGGCAGAGAGCAGCAUUUGUUCAAGAGUUGAUGGCCUCGAUCAUUUUCUAGGAUUUCCACUUCUCUUGUUUUCCUCCCCUCAUUGUCGGGUGCAAGCAAUUGCGCAUCCCUUACCAAGCGACGACCUUGGUUGCCGAUCCUGGGCGCUUGAUAGUUGAAAGUAGCUUAUGAAUUAUGUAUCACGCGACAACUACUUGUGCUGAUUGGAAAUGGCCCACGUUAUUGAAUUUUAAUUAGCCAGUGUAACUUAUUUCUUCAGCAAAAAAAGAGUACAUAGAUUUCAUUCGCA